Molecule: messenger RNA, 1378 nt
Organism: Ixodes scapularis (black-legged tick)
Lineage: Eukaryota; Metazoa; Arthropoda; Arachnida; Ixodida; Ixodidae
Product: probable peroxisomal membrane protein PEX13
Exons: 6
Coding region: 162-1265 (367 amino acids)
Biological process (GO): protein import into peroxisome matrix, docking
Cellular component (GO): peroxisomal importomer complex; peroxisome; peroxisomal membrane
Molecular function (GO): protein binding
Source: RefSeq, a predicted model, not a curated record
GCAAGUUGCGCUGGUUUCGUUGCUGUCGUUGGAUCGGGUCGGUGUGAUCUUCCUGCUGAUGCGCUAAUGAUACCGGCCCUUAACUGUGUAGCAUGCUUCGCUAACGUAAUCGGGAUUGAGAUGUGUUAGCGCAGCGCUUAGACGCACAGCCGGGGCCCGCAAUGGCAUCGCCGCCAAAGCCCUGGGAAAAUCAGGUCGCUGGCCAGCAGUGCGGGACCAGCGGACUUGUUAACAACUCUUCAUGGGACGAUAGCCCCGGUGUGCUCGGCGGCUCGCUGCCUGGCCCCUCGACGGCUCCGGGACCGGCCCCUCCCGUGCCACCGAGGCCUGUUCAAAGCUACGCCACCCCGAUGUAUAGCCGUGUGGGCUACGGCGGAGGCUACGGCUACGGCAGCGGCUACGGUGGUAUUGGCAGUUACGGCGGCUAUGGAAGUUACGGCGGGAUCGGAGGGUACGGCGGACUAGGAGGUUACGGCGGCUACGGAGGCUACGGCGGCUAUGGUGCAGCGGAGCCGGGUCCACUGUGGCGCCUGGCGGAAGACAGCACGCGUGGCGCCUUUCAGUCUGUGGAGUCGGUGGUUCAGGCGUUUGGGUCGAUCAGCCUGAUGCUGGACUCCACAUACCAGGCGCUGCAGAACUCCUUCCGGGCAAUGGUCGGCGUGGCCGAUCAGUUUGGGCGCCUCAAGGGACACCUGGCACAGACUCUAUCGGCGUUGGCCCUGAUACGGUCGCUGCGUUGGCUCUUCUACGCUGCCCUCAGGCUUCUCGGGCUGCGCAGCCAGGGUUCGGGUGCCGAGGCCGCCUGGGCACGUGCCCUGACCGCCGAUCCGGGCGAUCCUGCAGAAGCCGGGGGCGGCGGCUCUCCCACGUGGCCCAUCCUGGCCUUCUUGGCGUUUGUGCUGGGUGCCCCCUGGCUGCUCUGGAGGAUAUUCUCUGCGGCCAGCAAGAGGGCAGGGGCCGCAUCUCAGUGGGCUUCGGGUGCUGGGGACCACUUUGUGGCGGUGGCUCAGUUCAGCUUCCGUCCCGAGAACAGCACCGAACUGGCCGUCAAGGCGGGGCAGCAACUGCGCCUGGCUCCCAAGGACCAGCAGCCCAGGGUGCGUGGAUGGCUGCUUGCAAGCACGGACGGCACCCAGAUAGGCCUGGUGCCGGCCAACUACGUCAAAGUGCUGGGUCCCAGCAAGGGACACCUCCAGCAGCCAUCGCAGCAGCCAUCGCAGGAGCCCCCCAAGGAGGGCCCCAAGGACACCUCCAAGGACACCUGAGGGACGCCUCUGCACUGUCUGUGCAACGAAAUGGACCCGGUCACGGUUGUGCACGAGGGCGGGAGGCCCCGAAUGCUGCGCGACACCUUCGGGAGUUGUCCCACCUUAGAAUG